AUGCAAGUGAAUCUGGUGGGGAUUUUGAUUGAUUCACUGGGAACUUUGUAUCGUCACGGUGAUCGAACUCCAAUCUACACAUAUAAAGAUGAUCCAAACGUCAACAAAUGGGAUCUCCCAGCUGGAGCUCUCACUACGAUUGGGAUGGAACAGCAAUUCUUGCAAGGACAACGGCUGAAAAAGCGUUACGUUGGUCAACUCAAUUUCAUCAAUGGAUCCUAUAAUCCGAGAGAACUAUACGCUCGAUCAGCGGACACAUCCCGGUGCAUUCAAUCGGCCGGCGCGAAUCUCGCCGCUCUCUACAGUGGAUCCGUUGUACACCCAAAUACACCGGGAUGGCCAUCGAAUUGGAUGCCUUACCCGAUUCACACAUAUCCGUCGGAUAGUGAUACGCUCUGCGAAGAGGGUUCGAGUUCUUGCCAGCGAAUCGGUCUCCUUGAAUCGCGUCGACAAAGAGAGACUCCAUAUGUGCAAUAUUUGAUCAAAAAUCAGGAUUUUCUGAACCAAUUGACCCAAUGGUCGGGCGGGACAGUCAACGAUGCGGGGAGUAUCAAUCGAUUGUGGGAUACAUUGUAUUGUCAGAGAGCUCACAACAUGACGAUGCCGAGUUGGGCGACGAAUGACGUGUGGAAUCAGUUAAAUGAAAUGUUUAUUUACACGGAUGAUUACAAAGAUGGACUUGCUGUGCAACAAAUUGGCCCAAAUGACAACAAAGAGUUGUUGUCGUUGAGAAGCGGAGAGCUUCUAAAGCAAUUCAUCUCGAGUAUGAGCGACGUGCACGACUCAACAAUCAAAGCUCUCAUGAGAAUCUAUCACAAUGUGAAAUCGGUUCUAGGCACGAAUAACCCGGGUUACGCUUCUCAUUUGGUGCAUGAGCUGUGGAAAGACACGAAAGGAAACUAUUAUAUUCAGGUGUUAUUCUCCGAUAACGCCUACACAGAGUAUCGUCAAAUCACCUCAACCCUUGAUGGUUGUUCGAGUUUCCCAAAUGGAUGUCCAUUCAACAAUUUCACGACAUAUUAUUCCAGCUAUAUACAGGCUGAUUUUUGGAAGCAAUGUGCUCUGACAAGC
Mesorhabditis belari is the source of this 1071-nucleotide messenger RNA. The record is from the annotation of a GenBank genome assembly. Lineage: Eukaryota; Metazoa; Nematoda; Chromadorea; Rhabditida; Rhabditidae.